AUGGGGCGAUUCUACUGGUCCCCAAGCCUUUUGCUCGUACUAUUGGUUCUUGUAAAGAUAUCGUCAGCCUCGCUUCCUGCUUGUGGGAUGAAGUGUAUUGGACUCGAUGCUGCAAUACAUGAGGAGGUCAGAUUGUGUCUUUCUUCAAAUUGCACAGUCCAAGAAGCUCUUGAAUCAGCGAAAUACUCAAACGAGAAGUGUGGUGUCUCUAGCGAGGACAGAAGAGCCGCUGUAUGGGUUCCUGGUGUGGUAUUUGGCAUACUCGGCUUGGUCGCCUUCGGAUUGCGUUGCCUGGCACACCUUCUGAACAGAACACAACUAUGGGGGUUGGACGAUUGGGCCAUAUGUGUUGCCAUAUGCUGCUUGACACCUUUGUGUGGCAUCUCCGUGGCAAUUUCAAGACUAGGGCUCGGCUUAGAUAUCUGGGCUGUUGAGUUCGAAAAUAUCACAAAGAUUCUUCAUCUUUUUUACUGGGGAGAGAUUCUUUAUGCCACUGCACUCACAUUCACAAGAGUUGCGGUUCUAUUCUUCUACCUAAAAGUCUUCCCGAUGCGUAGUUUUCAACUGUACGCUUACAUUCUCAUGGCUUUGACGUUUGCCUAUGGUAUUGGAUAUGGUGCAGCGCUCAUAUUUCAAUGCAUUCCCAUAGAAGGUGCCUGGCGCUCAUGGAAUGGUGAGUAUCAUGCCAAGUGUAUCAACAUUAAUCAACUAGGGUGGUCGGCAGCUGCUAUCAAUGUCGUCCUAGAUCUGGCGACUAUUGUUCUUCCAUUGCCAUUCUUGUUUCGACUUUCCAUGUCAUGGAAGAAGAAGAUUCAAGUAAUCGGAAUGUUUGCCGUCGGUUUGUUCAUUACGGCCGUAAGCACUGUACGCCUGCACACGCUGGUAGAAUUUGGGAAAACAACGAAUGUGACGCAGAGCUAUGUUGAAGUCGGAUACUGGUCUAUAAUGGAGAUCUCAGUCGGCAUUGUCUGUGCUUGUAUGCCCGCAACACGCUCACUUCUCAGACGCAGCUCCCCUUCCAAUACCCAAUAUAACAUGAGCCGCGACUCGGCCGCAUUUGGAGUGCCCGCAUCUCAGUCUAGAUCACUCAAGAUUAUGAGCAGGCAGAGAUCUGUCAAGCAUGAGUCGCCUAAUUCUGGAGCUCAAUCAGACAAUGCAAGCCAAGUUGAGCUUGUAUACUUUUCAAAAGACCCUACUUAG
This is a messenger RNA of Neoarthrinium moseri, 1200 nucleotides long. RefSeq lists its product as uncharacterized. The transcript is spliced from 10 exons. Bases 1 to 1200 code for a protein of 399 amino acids. NCBI's taxonomy places the organism in Eukaryota, Fungi, Ascomycota, Sordariomycetes, Amphisphaeriales, Apiosporaceae. The record is from RefSeq and is a predicted model, not a curated record.